AUGGCUGUGCCAAUGGAUAGGAUGGGCGCAGUUGAAGCUGCAAAGAUCUCUUCGGUCGUGUUUGUGGUCAUGUAUAGCACUCUGUAUAUGACCAAAACAUAUACGCAGUUAAAUACAGCAGAGCAGAUUGCAGUGGGAGGCAUCAGUGAGCUUAUUAAAGCAGUUACGUGCUUCAUAUUCCUAUAUUUCACAGAGGAGUACGAAAGCACAGAAUACCUGCCAGGAUAUCUUGUCUCUGGAAUACUUUCAUCUUUGCAGUCUGUGACGUGGAUGCAAGUAAGCCAGGCAUUCCCUAAUCUUAUUGUGCUUAUAUCCUCGCAAAGCAAGAUAUUCUUUGUAUUUUUAAUGGCAAUUGUCUUUAUGAGGCGGAGGUAUGUGCUCCUGCAGUACUUUGCGCAAUUGACUUUGCUUUUGGGGAUUUUUAUGCCUGUUAUACUCAAGGGAACCUCAAGCCUAAAUAAUACUAUUUUUGAGUAUGUUAUGCUAGUGGGUCUUCCAAUUCUCUCUGCUUAUACGGGGGUGGUCUUUGAGAUGUGGAUAGCCCCCAGGCUGAAAAGUAGGUGGAAAAGUGCAGUGAACCAUGCAGCCACGAGUGCAUUCUUUUCAUUUCUGAUUAGUGCAGUUCUUUUUGCAAACGGCCAUGCGAUCAGAUAUGAGAAUGUUCAGUCAGUUGCGACACUUUCUUUGGUUAAGUCAGUGGACAGUAUUGUCUUUGGGUAUUUUAUUAUUUAUUAUACCACACUUGUACGUAUGCUUAUUAUACUAGCAAUUAGCCCUGUUUUGUCUAUUCUCAUUUCAUACCAGUUUGAAGAGGCAAUUACUCCAGACAGAAUUAUAGGGGUAGCCAUUACAUUUGCAAGUAUUUUGUUGUUCCAUCUGCCGUACUAUUUGAACCGGCAGGUUAGUAAUAAAUAG
Nematocida ausubeli is the source of this 915-nucleotide messenger RNA. RefSeq lists its product as uncharacterized. NCBI's taxonomy places the organism in Eukaryota, Fungi, Microsporidia. The coding region runs from base 1 to 915 and encodes 304 amino acids. The record is from RefSeq and is a predicted model, not a curated record. The transcript has a single exon.